CACAUGCGUACAUGCGUACAUGCAGGCAGAAGAAAAGCAAAUCCUGCUUUGGAAAAAUACCGUGACAAAGGCUCUCAAAUAAUCUAAUAUAUCCCCCCCCCCCCUAAAAGAAAUCGGGAUGAACUGAUGUUACUAAGACAAUGGCAACUCCAGCAGUUCGCGUGCUUCGGAGGUUAGAGGGUCUGUUUUCUGUGUACAAACCCUCCGGUGUUCACUGGAAACUCGUACGGGACAACAUCGAGACAAAUCUUUUGAAAGGUUUAAAUGCUGCACCUUCCCUGCCUUGUCCUCAACAGGUCCGCUUCUUGUCUCACCCUGACGGUGAUACUGAAGCACCCAAGGCACUCACAUUGUCUGUAGUCUCUGUGCCUGCCCUGUCCAAACACCCCCUGGUAACUGGACCUGAAUUCCAACAUAUACGAGUUGGAGUAGGACAUCGUCUGGAUGCCUUUUCCUCUGGUGUGCUAGUUCUGGCAGUUGGGAAUGGAAACAAGGUCCUGAAUGAUCUCUACAAAACACAAGUCACAAGGGAUUACACUUUGGAGGGUGAGUUUGGGACUGCUACAGAUGAUUUCUCUCACACGGGUCGUGUUGUGGAAAGGUCCACCUAUGAUCACAUCACACAGGAUAAGCUGGACAGAGUACUAGCAAUGCUGCAGGGAGUCAAUCAAAAGGCCUUGUUAAUGUAUUCCAAUGUAGACAUGCGCUCACAGGAAGCCUAUGAGAUGGCUGCGCAAGGUUUACUGGGUCCGGAGGGGAAAUCACAGCCUAUUUUGACAGGCCUGCGUUGCAUUCGCUUCCAGCCCCCCAACUUCACCUUAGAGGUGCAGUGCCUGAAUGAAACUCAGAAAUAUCUGCGCAAAGUUGUACAUGAGAUAGGACUUGAGCUGCGCAGCACAGCAGUGUGUAAAGCAGUUAGACGGACCAGAGAUGGACCAUUUACACUGCAGGAUGCCCUCACACAUCACCACUGGACUGCUUCUCAUGUCAGGCAAGCCAUCCAACAAUACCACUUCACCAAGAAGAAAAAAAAGUACUCCCAGUCACAGAUGAAGAAACCAGGAUCACAGCUACUGGAAGCUGAUACGACAGCCAGUCAAGAAAAUGAAACCAAUGAGGAGGCAGUGGCAGCAGGUAGAGCAAAAUAAGUUCUUGUUGUAACCAGCUGUUGAAGCAAGCCACUUUGGUAGAUGUUCACAAAAAAACAUCUGUACUGCUCUACUGUACUGCUCUACAGUGACUCUGUGAGCCUGGACAUUGUGGCACUUUGAGUCUAACUCAGAUGGAAAAAAGAUUUCAAAGACCAGAGGACACAAUUGGACACAAUUCAUUACAUUAUACAUUUGUUUAUUAUGCAAACUUCUCUAAAACUUUGGAGACAUUUGUUGUUUAUUAUAUAAAUAUUUCAAUGUCUUCAACAUUGUUGUGUGUUGUGCAGGUGAUUUUUUAGGUAUUAUGUAAGUGAUUUAUGUUUUUUUUAUAAAUAAACUGAAAAAGAAUUAGAAAUUCUUAACAUUUCUUUUGUUUGUGCUCCCAUGUGAUAGUCUGAGCUGGUUACAGUUUGUACAGACAGGACGUGGAACAGUACAUUUGUACAAAGUGGUUGGCGCCAUGUGUGACAAGUGAAGAUAAAUCAACACUCUUAAAGGUCUGUAGAUUAGAUGCUACACCUGCUUCAUCGGCGCAAGCACUCCCCCAAGUGGCUAAAGGUCAAAGUUACUGUUACUUUAGUGGCUUGUUUGAUAUUGUUGAUACCAGUCAUCAGGGGCGGGCUGGCCAUCGGGAGGUUUCCCGAACGGCCGGUCUGUUCCCGGCCGGUGGUCGGAACGUUUUUUUACCAUAUAAAAUGCAGCAUCAGUGCACCGCAGCAGCGUGUCCUCGCAGCCGCAGGUGGCACAGAGUGGAAUGCAACCAAAUGGGGAGUUGUAGGUUUCAGCAGUGAGGAUCACUUCUGCGUUCGUGUUUCUCGGCUGCUGCUAGGGGCUGGCUCCAGAAGUGAGCAAUUCUCCAUUGACCCCCAUGUUAAAAUAACCAACUUUACAGCCUAAAAAAAACAUAUUUACAGCCUGGUACAUUUUUUUUGUUUUUGGUCUCUAUUGAUCAGGGGCGAGCUGGGGUUGAAAUUCAGCCUGGGAGCUUGGUUUGGAGAGGCACGAUGGAUGCAAGUGUAACCGUGUUUUUAACAUGAGUAGCCUACUUAAUUUGCAAUAUAAAAACAAUCUAAUGAUAUACAUGAUAUACAUUCGGUAGAGUGUACUAAAGUAAGCUACAUAUGCUCACACAUGCUAUGCAUACUCAAACACUAUGUUUAUUUAAAAAUGAAAACUACUGUGUGUGUGUACAGUGUUGGGAAGGAUACUUUCAAAAUGUAUUCCGUUACAGAAUACAUGCCCAAAAAAAGUAAUUUGUAACGCAUUCCAUUACAUUACUCAAACUGAGUAAUGUAUUCUGAAUACUUGGAUUACUUCCACAUGGAAUUGCAUUUUAUAAGUGUAGGAAUGCGGCCAUCAAAUCCUGCUUAUUAAACAGCCCUGUUCUGUGUGUUCUUCUGCUCUAACUGUCUGAAUGUGUUAGGUCCAAGACACCCUGAAAGUGCAAUAUAUUAUAAUUUUCUGAACAAAGACUAAGGGUAUGUUAACACAAAAGAUGUUUUGCUUGAUUAAAAAAGAGAGAAAUUGACCAAUUUUCCCUUUGUUUCUUUAUUUACUCAGCAGAGAAAAGCAGAGGUUGGACUGCACAGUUAUAUUUCAUUCUCCCUCCUUCUUCAAUGUGAAAUGCUGUUUGAAUUUCCAAGACAGAAACGCAUUCCUGUCCCGGCUCUGUUUUGCCGGCUGCUCUCGGUCCUGGUACUCCUCGUCUGACCGACUGAUCAGGCAAAUAGCUCGUUUAUUUACGUUUGUUUUUGUGGAGUCGGGGCUUCUGGGAAAUG
Messenger RNA from Toxotes jaculatrix (banded archerfish), 2929 nucleotides. RefSeq names its product TruB pseudouridine (psi) synthase family member 2 (gene trub2). The record is from RefSeq and is a predicted model, not a curated record. Gene Ontology annotation, molecular function: RNA binding; pseudouridine synthase activity. The coding region runs from base 141 to 1148 and encodes 335 amino acids. Gene Ontology annotation, biological process: RNA processing; pseudouridine synthesis. NCBI's taxonomy places the organism in Eukaryota, Metazoa, Chordata, Actinopteri, Toxotidae. The transcript has 8 exons.